GAACUUAGAAACGAGAGGACGUUAACAUUAGAUCUCUCAAACUUCAAUGGUGAGUUCCGAAAUCGGAAAACAUGAGAGGGUCAAAAUGCAAAGUAUCCACACGCCGUAACGUGUACCCUUCCUCUCUCUCACUAACCCGCCUUUUCGCCCAAUUCAAACCGCCCACGAGAAAGAAAACCCUCCUCCAAUUUCUCAGCAAAACCCCUCUCAAAAUCUCAACCCUACAUAUGGAAGAAAUUGAAGUGGUAAAGGAGGAUUGCCGGGACCCGGUGGAUUUGUUCAUGACCUUGGACAGCUGGCCUAUCUCACCCCGCAACGACGACGGCGCCACGCAGUCUCAGCCCGACACAUUUCUCGUCGGUUUCGUGAUCGUCAACGUCGUCGGCCUCCGCUAUUACCAGGGAACGAUCAGCGGCCGUGAGAUUGUUGGCCUGGUCCGCGACGACCUCAACCCGCACGAUGAGAACGCGAUUAAGGUUCUCAACAUGCUGUCUGUGCAGGUCGGCUUCAUCGAGCGAGCUGCCGCCGCUGUUUUGUCGCCUCUAAUCGAUAGUCGAUCGAUCAACGUUGAAGGAAUCGUGCCUAAACCGCCAGGAAAGGGGAACAGAUUCAAGAUUCCCUGUCAAAUUCACAUUUUUGCCAGGAUAGAGGAUUUUGAGAGAGUUAAGUUGGCAAUAUCUAGAGGAGGACUGCAGUUAAUCUCGGAAGACAAUGCAUCAUUUACGUUGUCUGAGGCAAUGGCUGUGAAAGAGACGAAAAGCAUUUUAGAGGAGAAGAGCGUAGAUGAAAUAUUCAAAUUGUUGGACUUGAAAGUCAGUAAAGAAGGGUUGUCGGAGCCCUUGGAGCCGCCAAAAGACAUGAUAAAAUCACCGCUCUUUCUGCAUCAGAAGGAAGGACUGGGAUGGUUAGUUAGUAGGGAGACUUCAAGCGAUUUGCCUCCUUUUUGGCUAGAGAGAAAUGGGGUCUAUGUGAAUGAACUGACUAAUUACCAGACUGGGACGAGACCUGAGCCAUUGCGAGGUGGCAUUUUUGCUGAUGACAUGGGCUUGGGUAAAACUCUUACGCUACUCUCACUGGUCGCUUUUGAUAAGUCAGCUCAUGCUGUAAAUUCAUCUAGCAGUAUUGCUGAUGUAGAUGAUGAGGAAUCGGGUGAAAAGUCACAGAGGGGAAGAGGGAGUAAAAAGUCUGACAUUUUGGGGAGAAAGAGGAAAGCUGGAGAUCUUGGUGCAAACAGAAAGGGGAAAAGGCCUGCCUCUGAUAAAUUCUCUUCUUUGGGGCCAAAGACUACACUUAUUGUUUGUCCGCCUUCUGUAUUUUCAUCGUGGAUGACACAGUUAGAAGAGCACACUAUAAAGGGGACUUUUAAGGUGUACAUGUACUAUGGAGGAAGGACUAAAGAUGCUAAAGAGCUUCAGAAAUAUGAUAUUGUACUGACAACAUAUUCUACACUGGCUAGCGAAGAAUCUUGGGAUGAAUCUCCUAUUAAAAAGAUUGAGUGGAGACGAGUUAUAUUAGAUGAGGCACAUGUGAUCAAAAAUGCAAACACUCAACAGAGCCGUGCAGUCACUAAUCUCAAUGCAAAGCGUAGAUGGGCUAUUACUGGGACACCUGUGCAAAAUAACUCUUAUGAUUUGUUUUCGUUAGUAGCCUUUUUGAAGUUUGAACCUCUUUCAAUGAAAAACCUUUGGAAUAGUUUAAUACAUCGGCCACUUGCUCGAGGAGAUGACAAGGGUAUCUCCCGGCUCCAGGUUCUUAUGGCUACUAUAUCUUUGAGGCGAACGAAAGAGAAAGGUUUGGUGGGUCUGCCAUCUAAAAGCAUAGAGAUCUUUUCUGUGGACCUUCGUGAAGAAGAGCGCAGGGUUUAUGAUCAGAUGGAAGAAGAGGCCAAGAAGAUUGUUAAAGACUAUAUCUCUAAUGAAAGUGUAGUGAGAAACUACUCUACUGUGCUUAGCAUUCUUAUAAGGCUUCGUCAAAUUUGCACGGAUCUGGCCCUGUGCCCAGAAGAUCUUAGAGCUCUACUUCCACAAAGCCAAAUUGAAGAUGUGAAGAACAACCCGAAAUUGCUGCAAAAGUUGCUUUUUGUGCUACAAGACGGAGAGGACUUCGACUGUCCAAUCUGCAUCUCUCCUCCCACGGAUAUUAUAAUAACAUGCUGUGCUCACAUCUUCUGCGAGCCGUGCAUCCUGAAAACACUAAAACGAACCAAAGCCUGCUGUCCAAUGUGCCGUCACCCACUCUCAGAAUCCGACCUAUUCAAAGCCCCUCCAGAGUCAUCUCAGACAACUUCCACUGAAGGUCCUUCAUCGAGCCCAUCAUCCAAAGUUGCUGCACUUUUAAAACUCCUAACAGCUUCUAGAGAUGCAAGUCCAUUUUCCAAGUCAAUCAUCUUCUCUCAGUUCCGGAAAAUGUUGCUUCUGCUCGAGGAGCCCCUGAAGGAAGCCGGUUUCAAAGUGAUCCGCUUAGAUGGGUCAAUGAAUGCUAAGAAGAGAUCGCAGGUGAUCAAAGACUUUGGAGUCCCGGCACCCGAAGGCCCCACGAUCAUGCUGGCAAGUUUGAAAGCUUCAAAUGCAGGGAUCAAUCUCACUGCUGCUUCGACUGUGUACCUGCUGGAACCAUGGUGGAAUCCUGCUAUCGAGGAACAAGCCAUGGAUAGGGUGCAUCGCAUCGGGCAGAAGCACGACGUGAAAGUUGUGAGGCUGAUCGCUCGAGAUACCAUAGAUGAGAGGAUUUUGCAGCUGCAAGAGAAGAAACGAAUGCUGGCGAAGAAAGCUUUCAGCCUUCGGAGCCAGAAAGGUCGAAGGGAGAUAAACAGAGGGGAUCUGACGACCUUGAUGAACUUGUAAGCCGUUCUUGCCUUUUGCCUUUUGCCAUUUUGAUGAGAUUUUCUAAUAGUGGCUGAAAAUGUAUAUAUUUCUCUGGUGUUAAAUUGCCAAGAUAUUCCAACUUGUUUUUGUGAAUGUGAAAUGCAUUGGCAUCAAUAACAAUUAUUGGGCAUUAGUCGGUUUA
Salvia miltiorrhiza (redroot sage) is the source of this 3006-nucleotide messenger RNA. Its product is annotated as putative SWI/SNF-related matrix-associated actin-dependent regulator of chromatin subfamily A member 3-like 1. The coding region runs from base 72 to 2843 and encodes 923 amino acids. NCBI's taxonomy places the organism in Eukaryota, Viridiplantae, Streptophyta, Magnoliopsida, Lamiales, Lamiaceae. The transcript has 4 exons. The record is from RefSeq and is a predicted model, not a curated record. Gene Ontology annotation, molecular function: ATP binding; zinc ion binding; ATP-dependent chromatin remodeler activity.